This is a messenger RNA of Oncorhynchus gorbuscha (pink salmon), 3460 nucleotides long. RefSeq names its product potassium voltage-gated channel subfamily B member 2b (gene kcnb2b). Gene Ontology annotation, biological process: potassium ion transmembrane transport; protein homooligomerization. The record is from RefSeq and is a predicted model, not a curated record. Lineage: Eukaryota; Metazoa; Chordata; Actinopteri; Salmoniformes; Salmonidae. Bases 382 to 3042 code for a protein of 886 amino acids. Gene Ontology annotation, cellular component: voltage-gated potassium channel complex; membrane. The transcript has 5 exons. Gene Ontology annotation, molecular function: delayed rectifier potassium channel activity; protein binding.
GUAGCCUGGUGUACCCUCACAGCACUCAUACCCCCCCAUCGAUGGAGGUAUAUAUCGAAUACUCACACCGGGAGUCUCUAUCACCCUCUACAAAACUGCCUUCCUUCAUUUCUGCUGAGGUUUUUCAUCAAGAGGGUAGCCUAAAUGUUUUUUUCCUCGUUUGAGUUUAUCAAAAUGUUGGAGACAUGUCUAUUGACUCAGAGUCGCGUUCAAAGCGCAGAGCUCGGAAUCUUUGCGGAUUGAUUGAAGGGGAUCCCGGAUCAAUUAUUUAUCUCCUUCCCACGUCGGAGCAAGAGUUUGCAUGCAAAAGGUGGUUUAUUUCGGCAAGAUAAGCCUCCCUCCUCCUGUCCUCCAUCCCUCCUCCUCCACUAACACACCACCAUGGCUGAGACAGUUGGACCUAAGACUCCCCUAAACACUCCACGGGGUAACAACCACCCAGGGGUAACCUCCCUCCCCCCAGAGCCCAUCCAAAUCAUCCGCACCAAGGCCCGCUCCAGGAGGGUCCGCAUCAACGUCGGAGGUCUAAACCAUGAGGUCCUGUGGCGGACGCUGGACCGGCUGCCCCGUACCCGCCUGGGUAAGCUCCGUGACUGCAACACCCACGAGAGCCUGAUGGAGGUCUGCGACGACUACAGCCUCCAUGAGAACGAAUACUUCUUUGACCGGCACCCGGGCGCUUUCACCUCGAUCCUCAACUUCUACCGCACAGGGAAGCUGCACAUGAUGGAGGAGAUGUGCGCCCUGUCGUUCGGCCAGGAGCUCGACUACUGGGGUAUAGAUGAGAUCUACCUGGAGUCCUGCUGCCAGGCCCGGUACCACCAGAAGAAAGAACAGAUGAAUGAGGAGCUGCGGAGGGAGGCGGAGACGCUGAAAGAGAGAGAGGGAGAGAUUGAGUUUGAUAACACCUGCUGCCAGGAGAAGAGGAAGAAGCUUUGGGACCUCCUGGAGAAACCCAGCUCUUCCCUGCCUGCCAAAAUCCUGGCCAUCCUGUCUAUCCUGUUCAUAAUUCUCUCCACUAUCGCCUUGUCCCUCAACACCCUACCAGAGCUCCAGGUGCUUGAUGAGUUCGGCCAGGCCAACGACAACCCCCAGCUGGCCCAUGUAGAAGCCAUCUGCAUCGCCUGGUUUACCAUGGAGUACCUCCUCCGCUUCCUCUCCUCACCCAACAAAUGGAAGUUCUUCAAAGGUCCCCUGAACGUCAUUGACCUGCUGGCCAUCCUCCCUUAUUAUGUCACCAUCUUCCUUACGGAAUCCAACAAGAGUGUUCUACAGUUCCAGAACGUUCGGCGUGUGGUGCAGAUAUUCCGGAUCAUGAGAAUAUUGAGGAUUCUGAAGCUGGCCAGGCAUUCCACAGGGCUGCAGUCUCUAGGCUUCACCCUGAGGCGGAGUUACAACGAGCUGGGCCUGCUCAUCCUCUUCCUGGCCAUGGGCAUUAUGAUCUUCUCCAGCCUCGUCUUCUUCGCCGAGAAGGACGAAGACGCCACCAAGUUCACCAGCAUCCCCGCCUCCUUCUGGUGGGCCACUAUCACUAUGACUACGGUGGGUUACGGUGACAUCUACCCUCAGACUCUGUUGGGUAAGAUAGUCGGGGGUCUCUGCUGUAUCGCCGGGGUGUUGGUCAUCGCUCUGCCCAUCCCCAUUAUAGUCAACAACUUCUCUGAGUUCUACAAGGAGCAGAAGAGGCAGGAGAAGGCCAUAAAGAGGCGGGAGGCCCUGGAGAGGGCCAAGAGGAACGGUAGUAUCAUCUCCAUGAACUUGAAGGAUGCGUUCGUCCGGAGUAUGGAGCUGAUGGAUGUAGUCGUGGAGAAAGGAGGAGAGGACAACCAGCUGUCUCCCAGCUGGGCCGGCACGCACAAAUACACCGCCUCCGACAUCAGCCUGAGGUCGUUGGAUAAGAAGUACCCCGAGUCCGUCCUCCUGGGGUCCACCCACCGCAUCACCAUCACCACCUGCGGUAGCCCAGAGCGGAGGCCCCUCAGUAGCUUUCAGUAUAAAGGCCGUAUCCCAGAAUUCAGAGGCGGUACCUCUCAGCUUCUUAACACUCAGAACCUUGAGAUCAUGUUCAACCAGCUGACCAGGUCUCAGUCCUUUACCAACCUCAACACCUCCUGCUCUGUGAGCACUAUGAGCACCUCCGCCACCACGGCAACCUCUGUAUCUUCGCGGCAACAGCACCCAGGGUCCCCGCCCUCCCCGGCCCGGCCCCCACAGGAAGUGGAGCUGGAGAGGCAGGAAGUCCCACCCUCUUCCUCGACAGAGCCCCUACCGAAGGAAAGCGAAGCAGUACACAGCCUGUGGGGCAUGGACAGCUUCGCCAGCUGCAGGGCUGAGUUCGGGGAGGGCUCUGGAUACGGAAGAAAGUUCCCUCCGUCUCUCGACCUCCUCCCAGAAUCGAGGGUCAACAAUGUCCAAAGCCUCCAGGAUGCCGCCUCCCUCAAAAACAGCAUGUAUGAGUUUGUCCCCUACAACCAAGAUGGCUGCACACAGUUCCCGAGAGACGACGCGGAGAACAUCCGUAGCACCCUGAGAGACGGCAUCAACCUUGUCGGCAAGGGGACCGAAGAGCUAAAGGAGAACUUCAUCAAGGGCCCGUCCACCGAGCACCCCCCGACACCACCCAGCACCACCUCACCCCAUGACAUCAGCUUCAGCUUCCUGGAGAAUGAAUCCCCAGAGAGGGAGACCUCGCUGCUCCAUCCCAGCACAAAGGCCCUCAUCCUGGGCACAGAAGACGAGACCGGCCCCCUGUCCCGCGACAGGCUGGUGGUGGACACCCCGCCAGGGGAUGAGGAAGGACAAGGUUCGUCCAACGAGGAGAAGAAUCGGAUGGAAGCGGCGGGAACGGCAGGGGGGGCACCGGCUGGGAACUGCACCCAGGAUGUGGUGGUGGUGGUGGUGGGAGGAGGGGCAGGUGGGGAGGGCAAGGUCGACAGCAACCAAAGUGGACAUGACAAAGCAGAGAACCACAUGUUUACACCAGAGAUUAACCUGAUGCCCAGGGACGGCAGUAUGUCCCCGACCUGCGAAACCAGCAUGUAACCCACUGGGACUACGUUUCAUUAACCUGACCCUUGACCUGCUGAAAAAGACCGAAGAUGAAUGAGGAGAUAUUGGAAAAAGAGAACACAGAUAGUGAAAUAGUGGAAGAGAUAUUUGCAUGGCAUGACAUGUGGGGCUCAAAACGAGAAACUCAUACGGACAGAGAUCAUUUAUCCAAGUAUGAGGACAUUUUUCUGAUCCUGAUGUAUAUUUCAACCGUGUUCCUUUCUAUUCUAGCAACAAAAUGCACGGAGGGAUUUAUCUUUAAAAAGCAUGCAUUUAAAAAUAAAUACAUAUACAUAUUAAGUACUUGGCUGAAAGCGUUCCACUGUACGUAAUAUGACAGCAAAGGCAAUGCACAGAAGAAGAGACAGAAGAAAUCCAUGUUUGCCAAAAAAGGUACAAAUAUUUCCAAUGU